UCACUCUCUGAAACAUCACGUUUCGUACUUAAGGCCCCUCAGCUCGGUAACCCCAAACCUCAUCUACUCUCAGUCUCUCAAAAUGUCGAAACUAUUUCCACCGCCGUCCAUGGUUGUUCUAACCCUCACGAUCACCCUUUUCUCAUUCCUCCUCACGGCGGCUCCAACUACCGGCUACCGUCCGUGGCCUCAAAAUCCCCAAACAAAGAACCUAACCGAUUAUGCCUUCGGAACUUCCAAAAAAUACGAAGGCUCAUCGGAAUUCGUAAAACUUAGGUACCACAUGGGACCUGUCUUAACAAACAUCAUAACCGUCCACACAAUCUGGUACGGUAACUGGCAACGCAGCCAGAAAAAAAUAAUCCGUGAGUUUAUAAACUCAAUCUCCGCUAAAAACUCACCGAAUCCUUCGGUUUCCGGUUGGUGGAAAACUGUUAUGCUUUACACGGACCAAACCGGGUCCAACAUCUCAAACACGGUUCAACUCGGUUCAGAAAAAAACGACCGGUUUUACUCACACGGAAAAACCCUCACACGGUUAACAAUACAGUCGGUUAUCAAAAGCGCUAUCACCGCAAAAACGAAACCGUUACCGAUUAAUCCUCGUAGCGGUCUUUAUCUUUUAUUAACAUCUGAUGACGUGUACGUUCAAGAUUUCUGCACGUCAGCAUGUGGGUUCCACUAUUUCACAUUCCCUUCACUUGUUGGUUACACGCUACCUUACGCGUGGGUGGGUAAUUCUGCAAAACUAUGUCCAGGUAUGUGUGCAUAUCCCUUCGCUGUACCUGAAUAUAUCCCUAAUGUUAAACCGUUUAAGUCACCUAACGGUGACGUUGGAGUAGACGGAAUGAUAAGUGUUAUUGGACAUGAGAUUGCUGAGCUGGCAAGUAAUCCGUUAGCGAAUGCUUGGUAUGCUGGUUCGGAUCCUAGUUUUCCCGUUGAGAUUGCGGAUUUGUGUGAGGGUAUUUACGGUACUGGUGGUGGUGGUUCAUAUACGGGUCAAGUUUUGGACGCUCGAGAUGGUGCCACGUAUAAUAUGAAUGGAAUCAGACGGAAGUUUUUGGUUCAGUGGCUUUGGAGUCAUGUGCUUAAUUACUGUACUGGUCCUAAUGCUCUUGAUCAUUGAUGAUCCAUCUUGAGUCAUCAGUGUAUGUAGAAUGAGAUAUUUCUUUUAUUUUAUUUUUAUUUUUACUUUUUUUUGGGACCUUAUGUUUUGGGCUUGUUUGGUGGGUUUGUGGUACGGUUGGGGAGUUUGGUAAUUUUGUUACGGUAGCUAAGUUUGUUCAUUAUGCAAAUAAUGUAAUUUUGAUUGCAUAUGAUAUAUGAUAUACUUCUAGUUUCCAUGAA
This is a messenger RNA of Cicer arietinum (chickpea), 1347 nucleotides long. Its product is annotated as protein EXORDIUM-like 3. NCBI's taxonomy places the organism in Eukaryota, Viridiplantae, Streptophyta, Magnoliopsida, Fabales, Fabaceae. The record is from RefSeq and is a predicted model, not a curated record.